This is a messenger RNA of Dalotia coriaria, 1001 nucleotides long. RefSeq names its product ATP-dependent Clp protease proteolytic subunit-like. Gene Ontology annotation, cellular component: endopeptidase Clp complex. Gene Ontology annotation, biological process: protein quality control for misfolded or incompletely synthesized proteins. NCBI's taxonomy places the organism in Eukaryota, Metazoa, Arthropoda, Insecta, Coleoptera, Staphylinidae. The record is from RefSeq and is a predicted model, not a curated record. The coding region runs from base 177 to 959 and encodes 260 amino acids. Gene Ontology annotation, molecular function: ATPase binding; serine-type endopeptidase activity; ATP-dependent peptidase activity. The transcript has 2 exons.
CAAUCCGAAGCAUUGGAACUUCUUCUCUGCCCGCAGAAUGUCGAAGAAGGCGACAAGCCUGGACUGCCUAAACAUAAAACCGACACUAAAUAAAACAUGUCAUAAAUGACAUUCUACAAACAUCAAAACCACUUAUCACUGAAAAUUAGUCGUUAAAGAUCCAAUAAAAAAUUAUAAUGCUUUGUUCGAGAAUUUUCAAGACAAGUUUAUCAUUAUCUUCACCGCCAUUAUGUCACAGAGUAAAAAGACAUUUGGGUUUUGUACCGAUUGUGGUGGAACAAACCGGUCGCGGUGAGAGAUCCUACGAUAUUUAUUCAAGACUACUGAAAGGACGAAUUGUUUGCCUAAUGGGACCGAUCAACGAUCAAAUCAGCUCCACCAUCAUCGCACAAUUAUUAUUUCUACAAUCUGAGUCUAGUCACAAGCCGAUUCAUAUAUACAUCAAUUCUCCUGGGGGUGUAGUAACCGCAGGGCUUGCGAUUUAUGAUACCAUGCAGUUUAUUCAACCGCCAGUUGCUACAUGGUGUGUUGGUCAAGCAUCCAGCAUGGGGUCAUUACUACUGGCGGGUGGAAGCAAAGGAAUGAGACAUUCGCUACCAAACUCAAGAAUAAUGAUUCAUCAACCAUCAGGUGGUGCUCAGGGACAAGCAACUGAUAUCCUCAUACAAGCCGAGGAAAUUAUCAAAUUAAAGCGUCAGAUUAACGAACUGUAUGUGAAACAUACCGGUAUGACGUUGGAUGUUAUCGAACAAAGCAUGGAGCGUGACAAGUUCAUGAACCCGCACGAGGCGCAGAAAUUCGGAAUAAUCGAUGAAGUGCUCACGGCAAAGCCGAAAACUCACAAAAUUCCUAACACUAAAGGACCUGGUCAGAUUCCGGUUAUUGAUAGGAUCAAAAAUGAACCGACACCACUCACGCCAACACCCAAACCCCAACUAUCACCAACCAAACAUUUUUAAAUAUAAAAAAGUGAACUUUUAAUAAAUUAAACAUUCAAGUGA